AUGUUGAAUUCAGCUAAUUUUGGGUAUGUCAACGCCGCCCUCCAGACUGCAACCAUCCGGUUGGGGCUACAUCAGGCUUGUGUUGAGAUGAAAAAUAAGUACCCUAAAGCGUUGUAUGGAAAGAAUGAUAUUUAUUCCUAUCCCGAUGCCCAAUGUCAUAUUCUAUAUCACUUCUCUGACAUGGUUACCUACACAUAUUCAUUGUUUGAGCCUUUGGAGGGGGACAAAGUAGACAUCAAUGUGUUAAAAGAGAGAUUGGCAGCUUUGGAUCCGCUUUUCAAGUGUGAUAAUGCGAGUACUAGUGCAUGA
This is a messenger RNA of Lactuca virosa, 309 nucleotides long. The record is from the annotation of a GenBank genome assembly. Lineage: Eukaryota; Viridiplantae; Streptophyta; Magnoliopsida; Asterales; Asteraceae.